AUGGCUGUCAUGGCAGUUCUCGUUCUGGCCCUAGGCUUGUUCUGUCGCCUGAGCGUCCAGCAAAUAGAUACGACGUACACGCAGGGCAAGAAUGGCGUCUUUUGGAUAUAUCCGACCGAGAGCCAGACCUUUAGCACCCUCGACGUCGUCAACGUGUCGUGGCGUGCGCCGUUCAAGAAUCCCAAGCUUUUUACGUUUUGUAUAGAAAAAGACGUCGUCUCACAACAAAAGGCGACAAAUGCAAACGAUCCAGGUGACGGCUGGCUGCUGGUCAAGCUCGACUUUACCGCGCCCGAGGCCUGCUGGUUCAACCUGCGGCCGGGCGACGACGCUCAGGGCGGCGCCAACAGCCCGCGCUUUGGCAUUAGGGACAACCCGAGGCCGCAGCUGACCACGAUCGGAAUCACGCCCACUCCCGAGCCGACCAGCGCCGGAGCGUCGUCCACUUCCUUGUCGACGCUCUCGACGGUGACGACGACCAGCGCGGCGGCGCCCAGCUCCUCCACCACGAACGGCACCCCUGCAGCAGGCACGCCACAGGGCGCCUCGGGCAGCGCGACCAACGACGGCGGCGGCGGCAGCAGCAGCAGCAGCAGCAGCAGCAGCAGCAGCUCGGACGGCCUCUCUGUCGGCGCCAAGGCCGGCAUCGGCAUCGGCGCGGCGAUCGGCGCCAUCGCGCUGCUCGUGUUGGUCUUUUUCCUGGGACGGCGGUCGUCGCGACACGGUUCCGACGCCGUCGCGGCGAGCCCGCCGACGCAGCCGAGCGAACUCCACAACAACACGCCCUCGGUGGCGCACUCGCAGCCGGCGACGGGCUACGGGGACGGGUGGACGCCGACGUACGAGGCCGAGUCCAAGACGCCCGUGACCUCGGUUGGGUACUACCACCCGCAGCAGCCGCCGAUGGCGCAUGCGCACCAGGCUGGCUCGCCCACGACGGCGACGUCGGAGCUCGGCACCGUGCACAACGCGGCCGAGCUGGCGGGCCAAUUGCCGCAUGAUCGGGCGGCCGAGCUGUCGCUCAACACGCCGCCGAACCGGACUGUUGAGAACCAAAAAUUCAUUCCUUGA
Pyricularia pennisetigena is the source of this 1071-nucleotide messenger RNA. RefSeq lists its product as uncharacterized. The transcript has 2 exons. Lineage: Eukaryota; Fungi; Ascomycota; Sordariomycetes; Magnaporthales; Pyriculariaceae. Bases 1 to 1071 code for a protein of 356 amino acids. The record is from RefSeq and is a predicted model, not a curated record.